CGAAAAGUGGUGUGACUGACUUGAGGCAUUUGCCACAGAAAAUAGUGAAACAUGAGCAGUCAGCCAAACAUAUGAAUAACAUGAUUAAUUUAUCGUUGCUGGGUAAAGUGAACAUUGCAGCUCAGAUUGACACAGCAUACAAGCUCUCAGUUGCAAAACACAAUGAACAGGUGAAAAAAAACAGAGAUGUGUUAUCCAAAAUCAUAAACUGUGUGGACAUCAACUACAACUCAUACCUGAGACAUUCAUGAGGAUUAAGUUAACUACCUGGUCAUCGUCUGUGUUUUCUCAACAACAAAGAUAACCUGCUAGAGGCCAUUCCAGGCUAAUAUAACCUGCCAGAGGCCACCCCAGGCUAAUAUAACCUGCCAGUGACUACCCCAGGCUAAUAUAACCUGCCAGUGACCACCCCAGGCUAAUAUAACCUGCCAGAGGCCACCCCAGGCAGAUAAAACCUGCCAGAGACUAUCCCAGGCUGAUAUAACCUGCCAAAUACUACCCCAGCUGAUAUAACCUGUCAAAGACUACCCCAGUUGAUAAAACCUGCCAAAGACUACCCCAGGCUGAUAUAACCUACAAGAGACUACUUCAGGCUGAUAACCUGCCAGAGAUUACCUCAGGUUGACAACACAGAGACUAACAGGUUGUGUCUUGUGCAUAAAAAGAUACUGUGACAUCCCAUCUCAAGACCAAGUGUAACUAAGUAGAAGUUUACAAUGUCAAACUCAGAAAAAAAGUUCUCCUGUGAAGAGUGUGGCAAACGGUUUUCCUUAAAGUCUACUCUUAAGACACAUUUACUUAUACACAAUGAUAUGAAAGAGUUUGAAUGUGAGGAAUGUGGGAAACGUUUUGCACGAAAGGGUAACCUCAAGACGCACAUACUUGUACACAAUGAUAUGAAAGAGUUUGAAUGCGAGGAAUGUGGGAAACAUUUUGCACGUAACAGUCAUCUAAAAACACACUUACUUGUCCACAGUGGUAUUAAAGAGUUUGAAUGUGAGGAAUGUGGGAAAAAUUUUGCACGUAAGAAUCAUCUAAAGACACACUUACUUCUACACAGUGGUAUAAAACAGUUUGAAUGUGAAGAAUGUGGGAAACAAUUUGCACAAAAGGGUAAUCUCAAGACACACAUACUUGAACACAAUGGUAUAAAAGAGUUUAAAUGUGAUGAAUGUGGGAAACAUUUUGCACAAAAGAGUCAUCUCACGAGACACAUACUUGUACACCGUGGUAUUAAAGAGUUUGAAUGUGAUGAAUGUGGGAGAUGUUUUGCACAAAAGAGUACUCUCAAGGCACACAUACUUGUACACAGUGGUAUAAAGGAGUUUGAAUGUGGGGAAUGUGGGAAAUAUUUUACACUAAAGAGUGAACUCAAGAGACACGUACUUCUACACAGUGGUAUAAAAGAGUUUGAAUGUGCUGAAUGUGGGAAACGUUUUGCACAAAAGAGUAAUCUCAAGAAACACAUACUUCUACACAGUGGUAUAAAAGAAUUUGAUUGUACUGAAUGUGGGAAACGUUUUUCACUAAAGAGUAAUCUCAAGAAACAUAUACUUGUACAUGGUGGUAUAAAAAAAUUUGAAUGUGAGGAAUGUGGGAAAUGUUUCUCCUGGAAGAUUUCACUCAAACGUCAUAAACAUGUGCAUGAAAAAAAUAGAAUUCAAUAAAUGUUUCAAUUACUUUAGCAAAAGAGAUAUGUGAACUUGAAUACAGUUAUGUACAGUAACCCCAAAAAAUUUUUGUUAGCCAUAGGGCCAAUGUGAUUCGAGGCUGUACAAGCAAUGUUACUUGGUUUGUUUCUAAAUGGUUGGUAGUUCUACAUUCACAACUUUUGAGCCUGAAUGAACAAUAUACAUUUUCCAAUGAUGUGAAUCCUCUGAGGCUUCAGACCAUACAGUAAACCCUCGUUAAACUGACCUAUAUGGUGGGUCGGAAAAGCUGAUAAAUUGGAUAAUUGAAGUACAGGUUGGACCUCGCUAAUCCGGGAAGCUUGGGACCAGACCGGUUCCGAAUUAACGAAAAUUACGAACCAUCGAAGCCGAGGUUAAAACAAGGAAAAAUAAUUAAUAAAAUGUACUAUUACUGGUACAAUACCAAUAUAACUUGCAUCAGCAUAAAUCUAGCCCAGGAUUACUGGACCUCUUUAUGAUAAAGUGUUAGUGCUAUGGUACAAGUAUACUGUACUGUGACACAGAAAUAAGUAGAUUAGCAGAAAAAGCAAAGAGAAAAUUGUAUACAGUGGUCCCUCGGUUAACGAACACAAUCCGUUCCAGCAGGUUGUUCGUUAACCGAAAAAUUUGUUAACCGAAACCCUUGUUUCAAUGGGAUUUUGGGUAAUUGGUUCCA
Molecule: messenger RNA, 2346 nt
Organism: Homarus americanus (American lobster)
Lineage: Eukaryota; Metazoa; Arthropoda; Malacostraca; Decapoda; Nephropidae
Product: gastrula zinc finger protein XlCGF57.1-like
Exons: 3
Coding region: 717-1667 (316 amino acids)
Biological process (GO): regulation of transcription by RNA polymerase II
Molecular function (GO): DNA-binding transcription factor activity; RNA polymerase II cis-regulatory region sequence-specific DNA binding
Source: RefSeq, a predicted model, not a curated record